This is a messenger RNA of Lodderomyces elongisporus, 1626 nucleotides long. RefSeq lists its product as uncharacterized. Bases 1 to 1626 code for a protein of 541 amino acids. The record is from RefSeq and is a predicted model, not a curated record. Gene Ontology annotation, cellular component: cytoplasm. Lineage: Eukaryota; Fungi; Ascomycota; Pichiomycetes; Serinales; Debaryomycetaceae. The transcript has a single exon. Gene Ontology annotation, biological process: regulation of MAPK cascade; MAPK cascade; neuron projection morphogenesis. Gene Ontology annotation, molecular function: protein serine/threonine kinase activity; ATP binding.
AUGAGAGUCAACUCUAGUAAUGAACUAGAGGUAUAUGAAGAAGUUGGCCGUGGUGGGUUCGGUGUUGUAUACCGCGGCAUAAUCAAAUCCACUCUACAGGAAGUUGCCAUAAAACAAAUUGAUCUCGAGCAAGACGCGACAGACUUGAUCGAAAUAAACAAGGAGAUACAAAUCAUAAGUGAAUGCCGAUGUCCGCAAAUCACUUCGUACUACGGAUCAUUUGUUAAAAACUACAAAUUAUGGGUAGUGAUGGAGUAUGUAGAUGGCGGUUCCAUUUUCGACCUUUUAAAAGCUGGUCCCAUGGACGACGGGGAGGAAUCAGCAAUUGCCGUAAUUGCUAGGGAGGUCUUGUUGGCCUUGGUAUAUUUACAUGACCAGGGAAAAAUUCAUCGCGAUUUAAAAAGUCAAAACAUCAUGUUGAACAAGCUUGGCAAUGUAAAAUUGACUGAUUUUGGGGUAAGUGCUCAGUUAGGUUCCAACUUUUCCAAAAGAAACACUACGGUAGGGACGCCAUAUUGGAUGGCACCUGAAGUGAUUUUAAACUCAAAAGGUGGCCAUAGUUUCAAAGCGGACGUCUGGUCCCUUGGGUGUUGUUGUUACGAAAUGUACACUGGUAAACCUCCAUUGCAAAGGUACCAUGCUCCAAUGAAGGCACUACGGUUGAUCUCAAGAUGUGAACAAAAUGGAGACUUUAUCAAGAUGAUUGCUUUAGAUGAAUUACGAAUAAGUGAUGAGUUUCGAAGUUUUUUAAACUGUUGUUUUAUUGAAGACCCUGCGACUAGGUUCAGUGCUCGAAAGUUAUUGAAUCACCCUUUUGUCAAUAGAAAAAUACUCAAUUCACAAAGACUAAUGAAGAAACUUAUAACGAAAAAACAAUUGUGGAAUCAACAACAUCAAAACAUUCAAAGACAAAACUUUUAUGUUCCAACGCAAAUGUAUGAUAAUCAGAGACAAUGGAGUGAUGGAGAGAUGGGAGCAACAGAGGGUAAUGUACUUGGCAAUGACAGAGUGAAGUUUGAUAUAAGUAUGAUCGAAGAAGAAGAAGAAAAAGAAGAAAAAGAAGAAAAAAAGCAACAGAAAAACCACGAAACCCAACAAGGCACAACUAGAUCAAGGGCUUCCACUUCCCCGACCAUACCAACGCCAACCACAACUCCUAAUAGAUUGCUGACUCCGAAAAAGGGAUCAGUCUCAUCAAGAUACCAAGAGACAUUUGAACGAGAUAUUUUAAGCAAAUCAUAUCAAAAACUUAUUCUGCGACAGUAUUUCACUUCCCAAGAGCAUUUUUUAGUCAAACAGUUAAACCAAAACAUGGGUGCAUUAGUCAUAGAGAACAAAAACAAAAUCCUACUUUUUCAGUACCUUCGAAUUAUGAUCAAGGAACUCGCAAAAGAUAAGAAUGGUGUACUAGGAUCAAUGAUCUUGCCUUCAAGUUUAAGAAACCAUUAUACGCGUGGUCGCUCAUUAUCAAACACCUCGGCAACGAUUAACGCAGAAACUAAUGGAACCGGUGCAAAAAACAGCCUAGAAAAGCAAAGUUUAAAUGCAUGGCCCAGCAAGUUUGAUGAGAUUGAACAAAGUUUGAUGGACUCUUGGAUAAAACGAAUGAAGGAAGCUCAUCAAUGA